Carlito syrichta (Philippine tarsier) is the source of this 2473-nucleotide messenger RNA. RefSeq names its product cell division cycle 25A (gene CDC25A). Bases 335 to 1906 code for a protein of 523 amino acids. Gene Ontology annotation, biological process: protein dephosphorylation; G2/M transition of mitotic cell cycle; positive regulation of G2/M transition of mitotic cell cycle. Gene Ontology annotation, molecular function: protein tyrosine phosphatase activity. The transcript has 15 exons. The record is from RefSeq and is a predicted model, not a curated record. NCBI's taxonomy places the organism in Eukaryota, Metazoa, Chordata, Mammalia, Primates, Tarsiidae. Gene Ontology annotation, cellular component: cytoplasm; nucleus.
CCUGGACUGUGAGCCUCACGGCUCUUGUCCUCCUCCGCCCACCACGUUUGUUUGGACUUAAUCUUCAGGGUUCCGGCGCCCGCCAGCCCGCUGGCCUCGCGGGGUGAGAGGGGAGCACUGGCGCUUGUGGCUGGCGCCUGCCGGGUCCGGACACCCGCCCGUCCGCGCCGCUUGCCUACGGCUGCCGCGUCCCUGAACCGCGUGUUUGUGUUUGACCCGUGGGCGCCGGCGGCGGGGCGCGCGGCCGAGGCCGGUGCCGGUGCCGGCGAGGCCGGGCGGGCGCGGCAGAGGAAGAGGGAGCGGAAGCGGGAGGCCUGCCGAGCCGGGCGCCACCAUGGAACUGGGCCCGGAGCUCCCGCACCGCCGCCGCCUGCUCUUCGCCUGCAGCCCUCCUCCCGCGCCGCAGCCCGUCGUGAAGGCUCUGUUUGGCGCGCCAGCCGCUGGGGGACUGUCGCCUGUCACCAACCUGACGGUCACCAUGGACCAGCUGCAGGGACUGGGCAGUGAGUAUGAGCUGCCACUGGAGGUGAAAAACAAUCUGCAGAGAAUGGGCUCCUCUGAGUCAACCGAUUCAGGUUUUUGUCUGGAUUCUCCUGGGCCAUUAGACAGUAAAGAAAACCUUGAACAUCCCAUGAGGAGGAUAAAUUCCCUACCUCAGAAACUUUUGGGAUGUAGCCCAGCUCUGAAGAGGAGCCAUUCUGACUCACUUGACCAUGACAUCUUUCAGCUCAUUGACCAGGAUGAGAACAAGGAAAAUGAAGCCUUUGAGUUUAAGAAGCCAAUAAGACCUGCGUCUCGUGGCUACCUGCACUCUCAUGGACUUGAGGAGGGUAAAGAUCUCUUCGCACAGAGGCAGAACUCUGCCCCAGCUCGGAUGCUUUCAUCAAAUGAAAAAGAUAGCAGUGAACCAGGAAGUUUCAUUCCUCUUUUUAUGCCCCAGUCACCUGUGACAGCCACUUUGUCUGAUGAGGAUGAUGGCUUCAUGGACCUUCUCGAUGGAGAGAAUCUGAAGAAUGAUGAGGAGACCCCAUCAUGCAUGGCAAGCCUCUGGACAGCCCCCCUUGUCAUGAGAAGAACUACAAACCUUGGCAACCGAAGUAAGCUGUUUGACUCCCCUUCCCUGUGUAACCCCACCACUCGGUUAACGUUAAAGAGAACAGAACGAUCACAAGAGGAGUCUUCACCAGGAAAUCCAAAGCGGAGGAAAAGCAUAGCUGGAGCCAGCCCCAAAGAAGCAGCUAGUCCAGAGAAGGCCCAGGAGAUUCUACAUCAGUCUUUAUCCCUGGUAUCUUCCCCAAAAGGAACCAUUGAGAACAUCUUGGACAAUGACCCAAGGGACCUUAUAGGAGACUUCUCUAAGGGUUAUCUCUUUCAUACUGUCGCUGGGAAACAUCAGGAUUUAAAAUAUAUCUCUCCAGAAAUUAUGGCAUCUGUUUUGAAUGGCAAGUUUGCCAACCUCAUUAAAGAGUUUGUUGUCAUUGACUGCCGAUACCCAUAUGAAUAUGAGGGAGGCCACAUCAAGGGUGCAGUGAAUUUGCACAUGGAAGAAGAGGUUGAAGACUUCUUACUCAAGAAGCCUAUUGUUCCUACUGAUGGCAAGCGCGUCAUCGUUGUUUUCCACUGUGAAUUUUCGUCUGAGAGAGGUCCUCGCAUGUGUCGGUAUGUGAGAGAAAGGGAUCGACUUGGUAACGAGUACCCCAAACUCCACUAUCCUGAGCUGUAUGUCCUGAAGGGGGGAUACAAGGAGUUCUUCCUUAAAUGUCAGUCUCACUGUGAGCCUCCCAGCUACCGACCUAUGCACCAUGAGGACUUCAAAGAAGACCUGAAGAAGUUCCGCACCAAGAGCCGGACCUGGGCAGGGGAAAAGAGCAAAAGGGAGAUGUAUAGUCGCCUGAAGAAGCUCUGAGGGCAACAGGAACAGACAGCAGCAGCCUGAGCUUCCCUCCAUCCCCACUUUUCCCUCUUUGCUGCAGAGAAACUCAAGCAAAGGGGCCAGCUACAUGAUAUCUGGAGAAGAGGCCUGGGGCUCCUACUCCUUGAACCUGCCUCUGGGCUCCCAAGGUUGGAGCCCAGGGCAUUUUGCUGGCUGUGCCUCUUCUGUCCCUGUAAGUCGUCUUCCUUCCACAUCAGUACUAUCUGUCAAGGCUACGUGCCACAGCACAGUUCUGAGCACCACGUCAAGCUAUUCUGACCCACCGUGGGACACAGCAGCUGGGGCCUCACUGGGCUCUGGCCUUCUCAUGAGGGAAGGGGAAGAGGGAGGAGGAAUAGAAAGAAGUCACAGACAAGAGUAUCGAAUAUCAAAGACAACCUGGGAUGGAAAGGUCUUCACGGGAUAAUUCAAAUCUUUAAUUUAUUCAUUUUCAUCAAUCACUUUUUUUUAACUCAAAGAGACUUUACUGCUUUAUAGGUCAUAAUACUGCCAUUCUAGGUAGGGUUUUAUUAUCCCAGGGACUACCUCAGCUUUUAAUUU